UCAUCUUCAGGUGACCGAUCUCCAGCGGACAAACUUCAACAUGUCUUUCUCCUCACACAGCCUACUGUCGUCCAGCGGCUCCAUGACUCGAAAAUCUUCCUCGAGGUCGUAUAGUGAGCGCUCGAUAGUGAGCUCUCGUCGUGCCAUGAGCGUCUACGGAGGAGCAGGUAGCUCCGGGGUUCGCAUCUCCACUGCAUCCUCCGGCUUCUCACACGCUGGUUAUGGAGGCGCUGGCUCGGCUGAGUCAGCAAUCUUUGGUAAUGAGAAGAUGACCAUGCAGAAUCUGAACGACCGUCUUGCUGCCUACCUGCAAAAGGUGCACUCGCUGGAGAAGGCCAACGCUGAGCUGGAGCUGAAAAUCCGCCAGUUCUUUGACAGCAGGUCCUCAUUCAAGUCCCAAGAUUAUUCGCGCCACUACGCCACCAUCAGUGACCUGCAGAACAAGAUCCUGGUCGCGAUCCAGCAGAAGAGAGGAGUUCAACUAAGCAUCGAGAACACUCACCUGGCCAUGGAGGACUUCAGAGCCAAGUACGAGAGCGAGCUGUACAUGCGUCAGUCUGUGGAGUCCGACAUUGGCGGGUUGAGGAGGAUUCUGGAUGAGCUGCGCAUUACCAAGCAAGACCUGGAGAUGCAGCUGGAGGGUCUGAUGGAAGAACUGGCCUUCCUGAAGAAGAACCAUGAGGAGGAGAUGCUGAUGGCACGGCAGCAGAUGGGCGGGCAGGUAAACGUGGAGGUUGAUGCCCCACCACAGGAAGAUCUCAAUCAAACUCUGGCUCAGAUGCGUGAACAUUACGAAUAUCUUGUCACUAAAUACAGCAAAGAAUGGGAGAGCUGGUUCACUUCCAAGUCAGAGGCUCUGAAACACGAGGUUUUGACGCAGACUGAAACUUUGGGAACGUCCAAAACAGAAAUCAAAUCCGUCAAAUCAAAUCUUCAGGCUCUGGAGAUCGAACUGCAGUCACAGCUCUCACUGAAAGCAUCGUUGGAAGCCUCGGUAGAGGAGAUUCAGACUCGUUACUCCACCCGGCUCUCCAGUUACCAGAUGCGGGUGGUGAGUUUGGAGGAACAUCUUAUCCAGCUCCUAGCUGAUCUCACUCGCCAGUCUCAGGAGUAUCAGAUGCUUCUGGACAUCAAGACCAGGCUGGAGAUGGAGAUCGCCGAGUACAGGAGGCUGCUGGACGGAGAGGCCUCAUCAACACAGACGACGACAAGCAGUAAGAAGGCCAAGGUGAUCACGGUGGUGGAGGAGGUGGUGGAUGGAAAAAUGACCUCCUUCGCCUCCUCCUCCUCCUCCUUCGCCUCCUCCUCCCUAGCAUAUAGAAUGUAACCAGCACUGAAUCCACACCUGCUUCACAGCGCCACCGUGUGGACAAACACACAAACACCACACAGUUUUACAAACACUAAGAAAUAAAUACUGUGUAGCAUC
Trichomycterus rosablanca is the source of this 1429-nucleotide messenger RNA. RefSeq names its product keratin, type I cytoskeletal 50 kDa-like. The coding region runs from base 41 to 1327 and encodes 428 amino acids. Gene Ontology annotation, molecular function: structural molecule activity. The record is from RefSeq and is a predicted model, not a curated record. Gene Ontology annotation, cellular component: cytoskeleton. The transcript is spliced from 8 exons. NCBI's taxonomy places the organism in Eukaryota, Metazoa, Chordata, Actinopteri, Siluriformes, Trichomycteridae.